This is a messenger RNA of Brassica oleracea var. oleracea, 1997 nucleotides long. RefSeq names its product serine/threonine-protein kinase HT1. Gene Ontology annotation, molecular function: ATP binding; protein kinase activity. The record is from RefSeq and is a predicted model, not a curated record. Bases 310 to 1785 code for a protein of 491 amino acids. Gene Ontology annotation, biological process: protein phosphorylation. Lineage: Eukaryota; Viridiplantae; Streptophyta; Magnoliopsida; Brassicales; Brassicaceae. The transcript is spliced from 4 exons.
AAAAAAAAAAAAAAAAAAAAAAAAAAAAAAAAAAAAACGUCUUCUUAGAAUCCAAGCGUCGUAUGGUUUAAGCUUCUCUCGACUUCUCCCAUCGAUCUCUUCUUCCUCCUCCGGCUUCAAGUCGCCGGAUUCGGAUUGUACUUGAUCUCCCGCUUCGCGAUUCCAAGCAGGAGGCAUAUAUGAUUGGUGUGAUUCUGGAUUUCCGGCGAUUUGUUGAGAUAUUUUGGAGUAUAUAGUAUUCAUAGGUUUUGGAGAUUGCUUAAAAUCAUAGGACUUUUGUUAGUCUGAGAUAAUUGGAGCUUGUUGGAGAUGGAUGAAGAGGCUUCUUCUUGGAUUAGGAGGACUAAGUUUUCUCAAACGGUUUCUCAUCGUCUUGAUUCCUCCAAGUUGUCCUCUCUCUCUUUUAAAUCUAACCAAGAGAAGCUCCCCGGACCCAAAACAACACCUUCCACAGCUGAUGUAUACGUUGUUGAUUCCGAAGUGCAGAUAAACCCUGUAACCAACAAGCAGAGGUCUGUUUCCCCCUCUCCUCAGACGCCUCUUCCUCAAGUCUUCAAGGAAGCCAAGUCUGAGCGUAAGAGAUUCUCUACUCCGCAUCCAAGAAGAAUUGACUCAGAGAAAGCAAUGAAGCCCAAGUUCUCCACCUUUGAGAAGCGAAGAUCGAUCAGUUUGCAGUCCCCAUCAGUUCCCAUCAGAGAUCUAAGCACUCUGAGAAUCCAGGAGAGGGUGAAGACACAGAGCAAGAAGGACAACACUGGAUGGUCUAAGCUUUUGAACAAUGGUGGUCGUAAGGUUAGCGCUUCGGAAGCUGCUGAAGAGUACCGUGUUGAUAUGUCGAAGCUCUUACUUGGGCUUAAGUUUGCUCACGGGUUACAUAGCAGGCUUUACCAUGGGAAGUAUGAAGAUAAAGCUGUUGCCGUGAAGCUUAUCACUGUCCCUGAUGAUGACGAGAAUGGAUGCUUGGGUGCUCGUUUAGAGAAACAGUUUACCAAGGAAGUCACCCUUUUGUCACGGUUGACCCAUCCUAAUGUUAUUAAGUUUGUGGGAGCGUAUAAAGAUCAUCCUGUAUAUUGUGUCCUCACUGAGUAUUUACCUGAAGGAUCAUUAAGAUCCUAUCUGCACAAGCCUGAGAACAGGUCUCUUCCUCUGAAAAAGCUGAUAGAGUUUGCUCUGGAUAUCGCAAGAGGAAUGGAAUAUAUUCAUUCACGACAUGUAGUUCACCGGGAUUUAAAGCCAGAAAACGUAUUGAUAGACGAAGACUUUCAACUGAAGAUUGCUGACUUUGGGAUUGCCUGCGAGGAGGAGUACUGUGAUAUGCUGGCGGAUGAUCCAGGGACUUAUAGGUGGAUGGCACCUGAGAUGAUAAAACGGAAACCUCAUGGGAGAAAGGCCGAUGUUUACAGCUUUGGACUUCUUUUAUGGGAAUUGGUAGCUGGAGCAACCCCGUAUGAGGACAUGAAUCCUAUUCAAGCUGCUUUUGCAGUAGUGGACAAGAACUUAAGGCCAGUUAUCCCGGGAGAUUGUCCAGCAGCCAUGAAGGCUCUGAUAGAGCGUUGUUGGUCGGUUGCACCGGAUAAGAGACCCGACUUCUGGCAGAUAGUGAAAGUGCUUGAACAGUUCGAGGCUUCGCUUGAACGUGAAGGGAACUUGAAUCUGGCUUCAAACAAGAUCUGCAAGGACCCUAGGAAAGGUCUGAAACAUUGGAUUCAAAAGCUUGGACCCGUCCACGGAGGCAGCAGCGGCAUUGGUGGCUCGGCUGUCUUGCCUAAGCCUAAAUUCGCUUGAGAGAUGUGUAAGAGUUCUCAUUUUGUAAAUUUUAUAUAUAUAAUACAAAAGGGUUUUGUGUUGUUUUGUGUCAUGUUGUUCUGUCCUGUCCUGUUUUUGAGGGUUGUGAUGUGAUAUUUCAUCUUCUCUGGAUGCUGUAUUGCUGUGUAAUGACGAUCAAACUAGGGAAUGGUUUGUGAUUUGAUGUUUAUGGGAUCCCAUAUACUAGUCAA